UUUACAGAAAUUCCUCCCAGUGGCGGCCGCGGCGUCAGGCCGUCCAAUCAGACACUACAAAUUUGGAGCCUUAAUUUGAAUAUAAAGAUGGCAAAUAGCCCUGCCCGCCCCGCAUCCGCGUUCGUCUAGGCGCUCUUGUCACCUCGCCAUGCCGGACCCAUCGCGGGCGGCUCCGGCUUCUAAAAAGGGCUCCAAGAAGGCCAUUACCAAGGCGCAGAAGAAGGACGGCAAGAAGCGCAAGCGCGGCCGCAAGGAGACCUAUUCUAUCUACGUAUACAAGGUGCUGAAGCAGGUGCACCCCGACACCGGCAUCUCGUCCAAGGCCAUGGGCAUCAUGAACUCCUUCGUCAAUGACAUCUUCGAGCGCAUCGCCAGCGAGGCCUCCCGCCUGGCGCACUACAACAAGCGCUCCACCAUCACGUCCCGCGAAGUGCAGACGGCCGUGCGCCUGCUGCUGCCUGGCGAGCUGGCCAAGCACGCCGUGUCCGAGGGCACUAAGGCUGUCACCAAGUACACCAGCUCCAAGUGAGGCGCGUCCCGGCGCCCCGAACCCAAAGGCUCUUUUCAGAGCCACCUCCAAGCUCCAAAAGGAGCGUGCCACCUGGUCUGGUUGUGACCUGUGAUUCAAUUGGAGUAAUGAGGGAAAGUAGACUGAGCCGUGGGGGCGCAAGUCUUAGAGAUAAAAUUAGGCUUCUUGUUUGUAACGGCAUAUUUCCCUUAGAAAGGCUGCGUCCGUCUUGUGUUGGCCACAGGCAAAGUCAGAGAGGGGGCAGUACAGGCGAUUGCGCCACGGAUCCCAUCCAAAGAUCUGUGUGUGGCGUACGCCCUGCGCGCGAGGAGCGUGGGUCACCUCCAGGAAGAUCUUGUGCCACGUCCCCGCCCCCAGUGCCUCCUGGCGGCUGAGACUGGAGGACGUGCUCACUGAGGUCCGGGGUGGGAGGUGAGGGGGUUAUCGCGCCGUCUGGGCGGAGGCGCUUGGGUCCGUCCUUCUCCCGCCCCUUUCCUCCCUCCUUAGCCACAACUAGACACUGUGAGCUUCUAGCCAAAACCAUUUCAGCAGCGUUGCGCCUAAGCAGCUCUUUAUGCCACGCCUUCCUGCUUGAAACAUCAAAACAGCAGGCUCACAG
Messenger RNA from Gorilla gorilla gorilla (western lowland gorilla), 1127 nucleotides. Its product is annotated as histone H2B type 3-B-like. The transcript has a single exon. The coding region runs from base 149 to 529 and encodes 126 amino acids. Gene Ontology annotation, molecular function: DNA binding; structural constituent of chromatin; protein heterodimerization activity. Gene Ontology annotation, cellular component: nucleosome. Lineage: Eukaryota; Metazoa; Chordata; Mammalia; Primates; Hominidae. The record is from RefSeq and is a predicted model, not a curated record.